AUGCCUAGAAAGCCUGAGGUCGAAGAAGCCGCUCCCAAACAUGAGCUGAAACGGUCGGGUUCGAUCUCGAAAUCCAUCAAGGGCCUUUUCAAGUCAACGUCACCACCCAGGCCUCCUCAUACAACCGCUGAAAGUGGUUCAGUAGGCUUAAAGAGCGGAGACAAGCUCAAAAAGCUUGCCAAAAGUAAAGAAUUGGAGCUUGAAGGCAAAAGACGAGAUCCCAAUGCAGGAUCACCAUCUAGAUUGGUGGAAAACACAUUGGCUCAACCUGUGACCGCACACAAACCACACUUGGGUAGUGAGACCAAAAGUGCUAAACAGCACUCAGUUUUGAAUGAUUUCAGCAAGCUGUCACUUCGCAAGCAGGGAGAAAGUGGACACACGUCUCAAGAAUCGGUAAUUAGUGACGAUGAUCCGAAAUUCAGAACCAGGUCUUCGUAUUUGAGCAAAAAUCCAAGACAUGGGGACUCAUUGUCGGAUGAGGGCGAGGAUGUCGACUAUUUCCACCCCAAGGUGGGCGGUGCCGUUGCCCAUGGCCAGAAUCAUGGCGGUGGGUACGAAGACUCCUCAAUUGAUAAUGAACUUACGAAAAACCCCGAAACUGUACGUCGUGCUAAGAGCUUACAGAGACAAGGCUCACAGUCGGGAGCUUCAUCAAGGUCUCGCUCGUUGUCACUGACAUCUCGCUACCGCGCGAGGUCCCCUACACAUAGUGCUAAUAGUCAAUUGCGCGAAGAACCUGAGGAUAACGACUCUGGCUGUGUUCUCAAAACCGAAACUUUCCGCCUUCAUGAAAAUGGUUCACAUAAGCACACGCUCAAGGUUAGUCCGAUUGUUUGUGAAAACCAAGAUGAUGAGGAUGGCAAGGGCAAGUCUAUGUUUUCUCUAUCAGGUUUCUUCAAGGGUCACAAAGAUGAUGAAAAGCUUGAAAGUGCUCUCUCUCUGUUACCUAGGACGCGCUUCGAGUUCCACAAAAGACUAAGCAGAAUACUGGAUGAAGAACUUAAAGACGACGAUGGUGAGCUCGACAGCGACGGGAAGGAGAAAAAUAUGCCGAAACCAGUAAAUCCCAAAGCAGCAAUUGGUUCAGAGGAACUCAAAAUGAUCAACAAGAUCUCCAAAAAGAUUCACGACGGCGGUGCUAAAGAAUAUACAUCGGAUGAAGACAUGGCGAAAAAAAACUAUACCCUCUUUCAAAAGUAUGGGAAACCGAUCGGCGUUAUCGGCCACGGUGCUUACGGUGUCGUUAAAGUUUGUUGCAUUGAAACUUCAAAUGUCACGGAUGAGAGAUCGCAUGAUGAGACGUUCGUCAAAGGUUCCAAAAUGUAUUAUGCUGUUAAAAAAUUAAAGCCCAAAGGAGACGAACCCAAGGAAAAGUUUGGCACACGAUUAACGUCUGAAUUCAUUAUAGGACAUGCUCUUAGUCAAAGAGGAAAUGACAAGCAGGAGUCACAUCCCAAUAUCUUGAAGAUGCUUGAUCUAAUGCAAACUAAUGACGGCUUUGUGGAAGUGUUAGAAUUUUGUCCAUCUGGGGAUCUGUACAGCUUACUUUCACGCACUUCCAAAAAUGGACUACACCCCCUAGAGGCGGACUGCUUCAUGAAACAGUUGCUUCGCGGUGUCCAGUAUAUGCAUGACCACGGUAUCGCACAUUGUGAUCUGAAGCCUGAGAACAUUCUUUUUGGUCCUGACGGGACGUUAAAGAUUUGCGAUUUUGGCACCAGUUGUGUCUUUCAAACAGCGUGGGAGAAGCAAGUUCAUUUCCAAAGUGGGGCCGUGGGCUCUGAACCGUAUGUGGCGCCUGAGGAGUUCAUUGCUCAAAAAGAGUAUGACCCUCGGCUAGUAGACUGCUGGAGUUGUGGUGUAAUAUACUGCACUAUGGUGCUUGGCCAUUAUCUGUGGAAAAUUCCAUUAGUAGACAAAGAUCCAGUGUAUGCAGCUUUUAUCGAGGAAAUCCGCAAUAAGCGAGAGUACUCGGUAUUUGAAGAUCUGAGACAUGUGGCCCCUGAGGUCGGUCGUUGUAGAAAGUUGUGUCUGUACGCAAUUUUCCAAUGGAAUCCAGAGAAAAGAACCAGCGUCGAUAAGCUUCUGCAUAGCAAUUGGAUGAAAAGAACUUGGUGCUGUGUCAACUACGGCUCCCCUAGCCUGCAAUGA
Messenger RNA from Lachancea dasiensis, 2154 nucleotides. The record is from the annotation of a GenBank genome assembly. Lineage: Eukaryota; Fungi; Ascomycota; Saccharomycetes; Saccharomycetales; Saccharomycetaceae.